Lytechinus pictus (painted urchin) is the source of this 8221-nucleotide messenger RNA. RefSeq names its product myosin-IIIb-like. Bases 1016 to 4987 code for a protein of 1323 amino acids. The record is from RefSeq and is a predicted model, not a curated record. Gene Ontology annotation, biological process: regulation of DNA-templated transcription; peptidyl-serine phosphorylation; regulation of actin filament length. The transcript is spliced from 26 exons. Gene Ontology annotation, cellular component: myosin complex. Lineage: Eukaryota; Metazoa; Echinodermata; Echinoidea; Temnopleuroida; Toxopneustidae. Gene Ontology annotation, molecular function: protein binding; ATP binding; protein serine/threonine kinase activity.
AUACAGCGCAGAGCAAUGCAUGUUCGGAAAUACAUACAACUGCAUACCGUCUGGUGCGAAACGUCAUCGCACGCCCCGGUGCACUUUGAAUCAGCCGUCGACAUUUCCGCAUUUAGGAUCCACACAAAAGGUGGUCCUGUGGGUUUACUAUAGUAUUAUUGACAAACUCGGUAUACAGUCCCACCAGUACACAUUUGUGAUGUUUGACGCUGAAUUGACAGUUCUGGACUCCUGUAUGUGUUGAAAUUUAUUCAUAAUAUAACCACGAUGAUUGAUUAACUUGAUUUCAUGGAUUUGAAGUUUGAUAGUACAUUUGUCGACACCCAAUGUGACUCUAUAUAUCUGUGUAUGUGGCGCCACGAAUAAGGGAGCAAGGGAGAUUCUUGGAAACUGGCGGGUUCCUUAACGCCAACAUAAUUCAACAUAAUCUGGAGACUUUAAGAUUUUAUAAGAAAGGAAAGUUGAUAUCUUGUUCUGUUGUAAGGUCAAUAUUGGUUUUGGCAAGUGCAUCGAGUAAGGCAUAUCCAGGACAUUGUAUUCGAUUUGAAAAGUGAAUGUUGUUUUUGGAGAUGCAUGGAGAGCUGAAAGGAGGACCAAUAUGAUUAUGUGACCGUUCGCUUCAUUAUCUGCAUUUGGUGCCCUGAAAACAAGUGCAUCUUAACUCUUUGCGGGCUCAACCGAUCCUGAAUGGAUGAUAUUGACAAUAAUUAUUUUGUAGGUUCUUUUAAUCUUCAUUUCCCUGUUCCACCCUUUUAUGCUGGUAUUUAUUAUAUAGAUAUUACUUGCUACAUUGGCGUGCAAAGGACUGCAAACGCGAAAUCAGCUGGAAGGAACAAAUUCGAUAUCUUCGAUACUCUCUUUCGUCUGUCAAGUUCUGUACCAUUUGGGGUCAUAAACAGAAGAAAAGGGGAUCGUUCUUGACACUUACGCAUUCGUAACAUAGGAUAUAUAAGCUGAAAAGUUCAUACGAAAUUCAGGACGCAACACUUUGCCGUCGGGAAUUAAUUAGUUCACCAUGCCUCGCGGAAUGAAUCUAGAAUCUGCAGACGACCUCGCCUCACUGGAGUCACUUAAUGAGGAUAAUAUGCUAGAGGCUCUUUGUCGGCGGUAUGAAAAGGAUAAGAUUUAUACGUAUAUUGGUGACAUCUUGAUAGCUGUGAAUCCUUACAAGCCUCUAGGGAUCUACUCUUAUGAGACGUCACUUUCGUACGCCGACCUCAAAUACAGACAGUCCCUGGCGCCACAUGUUUUCGCUGUAGCCGACAAAGCAUAUAGCUCCAUGAGAAGAACAGGUAUGAGGCAAUGCAGUGUCAUCAGCGGUGAGAGUGGCGCGGGAAAAACAGAGACCGCUAAGUAUGUCAUCGGGCACAUCAUCAGCCACUGUAACAGCAAGAAGAACAAUUUACAGGAAAAGAUCCUACAGGUAAACCCGUUGCUUGAGGCGUUUGGGAACGCUCGAACGGUAAUGAAUGACAACUCAAGUCGAUUUGGUAAAUUCCUUGAACUUCAAUUCACCGAAGACUGCCAAGUAGUAGGAGCCAAAAUCGACACAUACCUGCUUGAGAAGUCUCGUGUGGUAUCGCAAGGAGAGGGUGAAAGAAACUUCCAUGUCUUCUAUUAUCUGUUUGCUGGAUUAACGGAACAGCAGCUCUUGAGUAUAUUGCUUUCUCCUCCUGAAAAUCACAGGACUUUGAUGGGAAAUGGAGUGCAGCGCAUCUACACGAGCGAAGCCGAGUUCAUGCACAGUCAAAGGGCAUUUGACGAUCUCCAGGACAUCAUGGAGCUCGUGGGCUUCACCCAAGAGGACAUCUGGAUGAUCUACCGUCUCCUCUCGGCCGUCAUCCAGAUCGCCGACAUCGAGUUCGAUGUCGAUGAGGAGACGGGCGGCUCCUACAUCGUCGAUGAAUACAUCCUCAAAGUUGUCGCCACGUUACUAGGUGUUGACCCGUCAGCCUUGGCUACAGCGCUCAUAUCAAACAUCGUAGAAGCUAGGGGAGAGCAGAUCGUGACCUUGAAGAAUGUCGGACAGGCGAAUGAUGGUCGGGAUGCCCUCGCGAAAGCUCUCUACAGCAAGCUCUUUAACUGGAUCGUCAACCAAAUCAACUCCCUUAUCGCCCCUGAUGCCGAUUGCCCUGGAAGCAAGGGCUACGAGAUCGGCAUCCUUGACAUCUAUGGCUUUGAGAGCUUCGAGAAGAACAGCUUCGAGCAACUAUGUAUCAACCUCACCAACGAGCAGCUCCAGUACUACUUCAACCAGCGGAUCUUUGCCUGGGAACUGGCCGAAUACUCCGGAGAGGGUAUCCCCAAGCAGUCCAUUACCUACCAAGAUAAUAUGCCUGUUCUGGACCUCUUUUUGGCGAAGCCGCUCGGUCUACUUUCCUUACUGGAUGAGGAAUCUAGGUUCCCCAAAGGAAGUGACGUCACACUGGUCGGCAAGUUCUCGUCCAAUCACAGCAAGAAUAAGAACUUCCUAAUGCAGAAAAAGAACAAGGGAAACACGACCAUCUUCGGCGUGAAGCACUAUGCGAAAGAGAUCUGGUACGACUCAACCGGAUUUCUGGAGAAGAACCGCGAUACAUUCAGUUCUGUCCUGUCCGAAUGCUUGUCAAAGUCCGAGAAUGGUCUCGUCAAAUUCCUCUUUGUCCAACAACAACAGAAUGGGGCUGGCACACCAUUCAGGAAUCAGAAAGAUAUAUUAAUGUGUAAACCGCCCCCUACGAUCUCGGUAAACCCAGGUGUGAGCCUGUCCAGGGAAGCAGCGAGGAAAUUACAAAAACAAAUGAAACAGGAGAAAGCAGCCAAGGCUAAAGCAGCAAAGUCGAGGAACCAAACACCUACCGUGGGAUUACAAUUUAAGGAUUCGUUGACGAAUUUGAUGGAAAAGCUUCUCUCGGCCGACGCACAAUUCAUCCGCUGUAUUAAACCGAACUCGUUCAGCCGACACAACCAGUUCGACCACGAGUUGGUUCUUCGACAGCUUCGGUACACAGGCGUGCUCGAGACUAUCCGGAUCCGAAAGAGCGGAUACCCGACACGGCUUCUGUUCCCGGAUUUUCAACAUCGGUACAAGUUCAUUGGUUUCCCGAUGACAGCAGACAUCGAUCCGCAUCCCAAGAAGUGCAAACAAAUCUUGGAGGCUGCAGGUUGCACCAACUACCACAUAGGAAAAACAAAAGUUUUCCUCAAGUACUGGCAUACAGAAAAAUUGGACACUCGGAUGGAUCAGCUUUUCGCUCAGGUGGUCACGUGUCAGCGCGUUGCUAGGGGGCGUGCCGCUCGCCGUCGUUACGCCAUCCUCCGAGAUAGAGUACUGCGAGACCUCGCCGACACGGCAUCAUUCUUCGGCGAGAUCGAGAGAAGAGCAGAACGAAGUCACGCAGCCAUGGUCAAGUUAGAUAGACAAGACAAGGAGAGGUUCGAUAAGAAGAAGAGACAGAUGAUUCUGGGAGAGUUGCGGGUUCGAACCGAUAUCCGACAGAAGCAGAUCCAGCAGGAAAAUCUCCCGCCCUCAUCGGCGGCACAGCGACCAACCAGCCCCAACGGGAACUACCCCCAGAAUGGCAACGGAGGGUUACACCCCAACCACGCCCACCAAAGGAGGGCUGGACCACCUGUAUCGCAGAAACCACUUGGGUACGGUGCUAUCGGAGCUAUGAACGGGGCUCGAACCGAUAGGUCACAGAUACCGACCAGCAAGCCGCAGGUGGAUGAUACGGAUCGCGGAAGACAUGCUGACGAGAAGCAUGUCCAUUGGCAGAGGUCUCGGCCGAAAGAGGAACCAGUUGAACCAAAGGCUAUCCAAGGAAAAUUCAUUCUUGGAGAGGAGAUCAUCAAUGAGUUGACAUACCAUAUGCAUGAGAUCGGACCGGAGGCGUGGUGCAAAGUCUUCUUCAUGGAGAAGCGGUGUCGGUUAUCCGAAUACCAAAUCAAGUCGCCAGCCAUGAUCAUCGACGGGUACGCUUAUCAACAUCCGGGAAGACUUGGUUUCGGGGCGUUGGCGAACCCACUACGGGAUCCUGAAACCAAGAAGGUCCGCGAACAUAUCGGCAAAGGCGUUCAGUUAGAGAUCGAUAGCGAGGGAAACGUCUGGGCCACGAGACUAGGCAAGAAUGAGGUAUUCGUCAAGGGGUGCUUUGAACCCGAAAACCACUGCAUCUCAGCGGAAGUAGUUAAAAACAUGGGACGCCUACCACAGAACCAAGCUAUGAAAGUAUUUGACAUCGUGGAAUACAAGGCUCAACUCGCCAUCGAAGCAAAGAAAGGCGACGGCCAAAUCGAUCACCAUCGGUUGAAGAAACUCAGCAUCGUCUCGCUGAGUUUCGUCAAAGAUAAGGUCGAAGAUUUUAACACGCCUUGUUGGAUUUCAUUGGUCGUCCUCCCCGCCAUCAGAAUGGACAAUCCCAAAGUUCUAAGAGAUGUUGGCCGAUUCUUGAAAGCGUUCCGUACAGCAGCACAGAUUGAAGCAACACUCAUGGGUAGAGAGUCAAGUCGAAAGUGGGCCCGAGUCAACAAAAGACGCUCAAACUAUGACAAGGAGGAUAAAAAAGAUGGCAGAAGAGCAAGGGUAGAGGCGAUGCAGCAGGCCAAAGCUGAGAACAAACCAUUCCACUAUAGCUGGGAAGCAACUGAUGAUGAAGAUAUAGGCAUAUCUAACCUGAAUGUGUCGGGUGUGGACCAUGGCGGCCGAAACUCGGGGUACAGUGAAACAGGGUCCAUCUAUUAUAACAGUGAAGCAGGGGAUUCCCCAGGCUAUGGAGCGUAUGGGGGAAGAGCAAGUAGGAGGAGGGUUUUCAGGGCGGUAUCCAUCAGGAAUGCCGAUGCUUUCAAGCAACGCAACCUGCGAUCAUCCUACGAGCGCGAUUCCGAAGCCAUGGACGACGAUGGCCCGGUCACGUCCAACUACAGCGGUUACGACUUGGAGAACAAGAGGCAAUGGGCACGUGUCAAACUCAUCAAGAAGGAACGAAGAAUGAGCGAGGAAAAUUGAAUCACAGUCGAUUAGUAUUCAAAAUAGAUAGAGAAAUUUCAAUCAUGUAGCUAGCGAAUUUGAAUGUUUAUUAUAUGAAGAUGUAUGAAAUGCAAACCGCUUGUGAAAGAGUCGGGGUUUGAGUAGAAGUCGGACGGUGAAUUUGGAAAAGAGUACGAUUACUGUUACAUGUAGUUUGAUGAUUUGGACAGUGUUUGAGUGAAUACCAUCCCGUUGCCAUUACUUUGGUAUUGAAAGAUGUCUUGUAUUCGUACUGAAACUGCUAUGUAGGAUCGAUAAGUCUCAGGCCGUGUUUAUGCUUCCACUUUUCAGGCCAGAAUCGGUGUUCUUAUACGUAAGUCCAAAACACAGUUGCGUCCAUGCUUAGUUUCAUUUAAACGACGUUUCGGAACGCCGAUGGUAAACUUCAGUUCAAAUGAAAACUUUAUUUACAAAUCACGAUCGACAUUCUGAAUUGUCGUUUAAAUGAAAGUAAGCAUGGACGCAACCGUGUUUUGGACUAAUCACGUAUGGAAACGCUGAUUCUGGCCUGAAACGUGGAAGCAUAAACACGCCCUCAGUCUAAGUCUAACUUGCUCGAUACUGGUCUGGAUCAUCUGUUUGUAUUUUUAUGCGACUAGCUCGGAGUAAUUUAUCUUAUAGAUACCAGUAGAUAGAUUGGAGUUAGGAAACAAGUGUAGGUCUGAUUGAAAUUAGGUUUUUUUGGUGAAGAAUAGCUGUUAACCUUGGCAUAUUUUUAGUCAUUUUAAGCAAAUAUUCAUAAGAGGCAAAAUUUACAGUCGAUCAACAAACAUAUCUUAUGAAGUUCAUACCGAAUGGGUUAUCUAGAUGAAGUUUGUGCAUAUGUCUUUGACACAUUUACCGAUAAAGAGGGCUGAAUUGAGACCGGUUGCAGCAUGUCACUCUGAACAAUUGUUAAUUACAGCAUAUUAUCAUGAUACACUUUUAAUCAGCAUAUUCGUAGAAUCUGUUGAUAAGAAGCAUAUAUGUGUGAAUGAAAUUUCAUGGAAAGCAAUUUUACUGUCAAUCAGCUAUCCAUGGAAUAUAAGUAUGUUUGAGAGCAGGGAAUAGAACAUAAUCACAACUUGCAAAAACAUACAAGUUGUGUAAUUCACCAAGAUUAAAAAAUAUAAAACACAAAUGAGGCAAAUUUCAUGAUUUUUUUUCACAUCAAUUGGUUUAAUUUGAGAACACUUAUGCAGUGGCUGCAUACAUAAAAUCACAAGAUACUAUUUGUUUAAAAUGUCAUCUUUUCCCAAUUUACAAAAAUAGAUCUUGCAUACUCAAAGAUAAAACAACAUAUAUAUAUUCACUUUAUUACAGCAUUCCAGUAAGGGCACAAUGGACAAUAGUUUAUUACUUAUACAAUCGCACCAUAUUUCAGGUCAUUCAAAAUGAUUGACUUAAACACAAUUUGCUAAUACUCAAUAUGUUGGGUCAAAAUGGGUCCAAUAACUUGAUCAUAAAAGGUUAUCAGUAAAAUAGUUCACAACAGCUGUGAAUAAAAAAAAUCCUGCUUGUAAUUAGAUGCAGACAAUUAAAACAUAAUACUCAUAAAAUGACCCAAUGAUAUGCAUAAAUAUUCAGAAUAUCAUGUAAUGAUUCUAAAACCAACUUUUAAAUUAUUUUACAGAAUGGAUGACAUUGAAUAACAUUUUUUAAAGGGAAAUAAUAGGUGCAAGAGAUAGUGACACAAAACUCACUGAUGGCCCAACUUAUCACAAUCAUGCAAAAAAGCUUUCAUCGAACGAGAAUGACAGUCAAUGGAUGACUUAUAUAAAAUCAAGUCCACCAAGUACAAAGUAUAUAUGUUUAGAUUUCUUUAUAAACACACAGUAUCAUAACAUUUUCAGCUGAACAUGGGAAAAUAUAAAAAAAUAAUUACUGUACCAUGUUAUACUUACACAUGUGUAUUACUAAGUUUUCAUUCCGUUUUACAAAACGGAACACAUAAUGAUCAAUCAAUAAUAACAUUAAUAAUAAUAAUGAGUAAAUUCAGUAGAGUGUUAAUGACUAUUGUUUCAGCAUAUGAAGUGCCUUUAAAUGAAUUAUAUUUGUGAUUCCUUACAUAUAUGCCUUAAGUGUUAAUAGAUGGUACCUAAACUUAGCGAGACUGGGUACACCCGCCAUGCAGUCAUGACUGGCCAAUCAUAUUCUUGUUCAAAUUUGAAUGAAGUGAUUUGACCAAUCAGAUGAUUGCUGGGGGUGGGGCUUCCUUUAUGACAUCAUAUACAUAUAUAUAUAUUUUUGUUAUCUAAAAUUUCAUGUUGAAAUUCUCAUUUAUUGUACAAUACAAAGUGUACUGUAAAGUGUAUACACCAUUUUCUUUCAUAGCUUUACCUUGGUAUUUAUACAAUCAAAACUUGUAUUGCAUUUCAUUUCAAUCCAUUUCAACUUUUAUUUCGAUCCAACAUUAUUUCUUAUUUUUCUAUCAAUCUGUAUGAAAUUACAUGCCUCAUGCACAGCGAUGUUUAUGUUUAUACAGAAGCACUAUAUAUAAGAUUUAUAUUCAAACGGUUUUAUUACAGUAAAAUAUUUGUGAAUUUUUGACUGAGAGAUUGUAUAUGUUUGUUUGAUAUAUUCCCAGUACUAUGAAAUUUGAUAUUUUAACAUGUUUAUUCAGAGAGAGAAGAGAAUACUAGACCAAAAUAUAAUAUGAAUGGAAGGUCAGGUAUUCAAAUAAUUAAUUUUCACAUACAGUAGUUUCUGGUUAUAGUUUUAGUUGUUUGACAAUAUAUGUAUAGUUCAUUAACCCAUUUACUUCUGGAACUAAAUGGCUCCUGUGUAAAACCAAUAGGAUUUACACGAUUCAGAAGACAAAGGGUUAAGUACGAAGAAGAUAACUUUGUUGCAUUUUUAACACCCAUCUUUUACGCGUUACAUGAUAUCGAUAUUAGCUAACAUCUCAACUUGUCAUGUAUAUUGACAUGUACAUAUAAUAUAAUUUAUCAAGAGUUUUAUUUUCAUCAUUUGAGAAAAAAAAAGUAUUGUUUUGGAAGACAAGCUAGGUAUGUGAAGCUGGUUUAAGAUGAUACUUGGACUAUAAAAAUCAAGAGCCAACUAUGUCUUAGAAAGUAUUAGUGAUUAUAGAAACAACUAAUUUAGUAAACAAUUGUAGUGAGACUAUGGGAAGUAAUAAUACUAUAUUAUAUAGUAACAAAGAAAAUUCAAAUGGACUAUAUUCUUAUUUUGUAUAAGUAAAUGAAAGAAUAAAAUAUUUUGAUAAACAAGAAA